Molecule: messenger RNA, 321 nt
Organism: Dovyalis caffra
Lineage: Eukaryota; Viridiplantae; Streptophyta; Magnoliopsida; Malpighiales; Salicaceae
Source: the annotation of a GenBank genome assembly
AUGUGUGAUGAUUAUGGAUUCUUUGAAGGAAAAUCGAGUAGAUCUAUCGAUCGCAUGAUGAGAGAUAAAAAUCAAAAGGUUUUUGAACUUUGUGAGGAAGAAAAACUAGUACUUGAACACUUCGAGGCCAUCGACGGUACACAAAUGGCAUCGAAGUACAAAACAAUCCUGCCGUCUCCGUCUGCGUCUCCAGUAGGGCAGCAACCCUCUCCCGUGCUAUGCUUAGUUCCCGUCCUACUCAAUUCGGGAGAAUAUAAAAUCUCAACAGACAUUCCAAAUCUCAACGGCCUGAGCACCCCACCUUCAGAAGCAACUUUAUAA